Molecule: messenger RNA, 8755 nt
Organism: Tympanuchus pallidicinctus (lesser prairie-chicken)
Lineage: Eukaryota; Metazoa; Chordata; Aves; Galliformes; Phasianidae
Gene: EPPK1
Product: epiplakin 1
Exons: 3
Coding region: 114-7910 (2598 amino acids)
Biological process (GO): wound healing; intermediate filament bundle assembly
Cellular component (GO): cytoskeleton; membrane; keratin filament
Molecular function (GO): keratin filament binding; structural molecule activity
Source: RefSeq, a predicted model, not a curated record
CGAAAACGCGGCGGAGGCUUCGGGACCGCGGGCACCUGCAGGGCGCACCCGAAACGCGAGCGCCGCGGGCAGCAGGUUGUGUGAAGGGGACGCGGCGCGAAGGGAGCAGGAGGAUGGCGAGCGAGGCAGUGCUGAACGGGGCGGUGGUGAAUGGGGCAGCAGUGAACGGGGCGGCGAUGAACGGUCACAGUGAGCACAGGGACGAGCCGGGAGCAAAGUGCCGGGAUGCUCUGCCGGGUAAGCAGAAGGCAGCAGCUGGCAGGGAUGCGGCACCGAUGCAUCCUGUUGGUGCAGUCAGCAGGGAUGCGGCAGCGAUGCAUCCUGGCGGAUCACCCUUGGAGGCAGCUGGCAGGGAUGCGGCGGCAGUGCACAGCAGCGGCAGGGCUGGCGGCAUCGCCGGGGUGUACGUGGAGGCUAUGAAGAAGCCGAUGAGCUUUUAUGAUGCCACCAGAGAGCACCUGCUGAGCCUGGAGCCGGCGCUGCUUCUCCUCGAGGCGCAGGCGGCCACGGGUGGCAUUGCUGAUGUGGGGCAGAAGUCACACGUGGCCGUGGCAGAGGCCGUGCAGAGGGGGCUGGUGGGGCUGGAGCUGAAGGAGAGGCUGCUGGCUGCCGAGAGAGCAGCCGUUGGCUUCACGGACCCCUACACGGAGGAGCAGAUCCCUCUGUUCCAGGCGCUGCAGAAGGAGCUGCUCGGGAGGGAGCAGGGCCUGCGGCUGCUGGAGGCCCAGCUGGCAACCGGGGGCCUCAUCGACUUGGCCACGGGCGGGCGGCUCCGGGCAGAGGCUGCCUGCGAGAAGGGGCUCCUGGAUGAGGAGACGGGGCAGCUCCUGUGUGACGGCAGCGAGGAGAGCAAAGGGUUCCUCGACCCCAACAGCAUGGAGAGGGUCAGCUACGCGGAGCUCAGGGGGCGAUGCGUGGUGGAUCCGGCCUCGGGGCUCCUCCUGCUGCCCCUGCAGCUCACAUUCGCGGGGCUGGGAGGGCGAGUGAGCGGCACGGAGCUGCGGGACGCCGGCAUCAUCAGCCCCGACGCGCUCAGGGCUCUGCAGGAGGGGAAGGUGUCAGCCGGGGAGGUGGCAGAGGACGACGCGGUGCAGCGGUUCCUGCGCGGCACAAGGAGCGUGGCCGGCGUGGUUCUGCCCUCCGGGGAGCGGAGGAGCCUCUACCAGGCACUGCAGGAGCACCUCCUGCUGCCCGGCGCUGCGCUGGCGCUGCUGCAGGUGCAAGCCUCCACCGGCAGCCUGAUCGACCCCAUCCAGAACAGGAGCUUCUCCGUGGAUGAGGCCGUCAGGAGCGGCCUCGUCGGCCCCGAGCUGCAUGAGAAACUGUCUUCAGCAGAGAGGUCCAUCAGCGGCUACAGGGACCCCCACACCGGGGAGAUGCUGUCCCUGUUCCAAGCCGUGAGCAAGGGCUUCGUCCCCAGGGACCACGGCCUCCACCUCCUGGAAGCUCAGAUGGCCACCGGCGGUGUCAUCGCUCCGGGCCGGCACCUCCGUGUCCCCGCCGAGACCGCGUGCCGCUGGGGGUACCUGGAUGAGAGCACCCUGCAGCUCCUCGCCAAUCCCACCGAGGAAUCCAAAGGGUUCUUCCACCCCGGCUCCCAGGAGAAGCUGAGCUACGCAGAGCUGCUGGCGCACUGCGUCACCGACCCCAGCACCGGGCUCCUGCUGCUGCCGCUCGGUGACGGAAGCCAAGGAACGCGACUCUUCCUCGACCGCGGCGCCCAAACGGCUCUGGAGAACACAAAGGUGCCCGUCGCCGUAGGCAAGUUCAAAGGAAAGUCGGUGUCUCUCUGGAAGCUCCUUUUCUCUGACUACAUCCAGAGCGAGCAAAGAGCCGCCCUCACCCGGCAGCACCUGGAGGGAGCGCUCUCCAUGCGGGAGAUGGCCGAGGCCGUCCGUGCCGCCGUUGAGGAAAUGGCUUCUGCAGCCAACAUCACCUUUGAAGGGCUGAGGGGACGCGUGACGGCCGACCAGCUCCUGAGCUCCGAGAUCAUCAACCGGGAUCUGUUCAAGAAGCUGAAGGAGGGGGAAACGUCAGCCAAGGAAGUAGUGGGCAUGGACACGGUCAGGAAGUACCUGGAAGGGACCGGGAGCAUUGCUGGGCUGCUGCUUCCCGAAUCCCAGGAGAAGAUCAGCAUCUACCAGGCCAAGAGGAAGGGGCUCCUGAGGCCAGGGACGUCGCUGAUCCUCCUGGAGGCUCAGGCUGCCACCGGCUUCGUCAUUGACCCGGCGGCCAACAAACGUUACUCUGUGGACGAGGCCUUAAGGGCAAACGUCAUCGGCCCCGACGUCUACGACAAGCUGCUGUCAGCAGAGAAAUGUGUCACCGGGUACCGAGACCCCUGCUCGGGGGACAAGAUCUCGCUCUUCCAGGCCAUGCAGAAGGAGCUGAUCGUCAGGGAGCACGGCGUGCGCCUGCUGGAGGCCCAGAUCGCCACCGGCGGCAUCAUCGACCCCGUGCACAGCCACCGCAUCCCCGUGGAGGUGGCCUACAGGCGCGGCUACCUGGACAAGAAGAUGACCGUCAUCCUGUCCGACCCCAGCGACGACACCAAGGGCUUCUUCGACCCCAACACGGAGGAGAACCUCACCUACCUGCAGCUGAAGGAGAAGUGCGUGACGGAGCCGGGCAGCGGUCUCUGCCUGCUCCCCCUGAACAGCAAGAGGCGGCAGUUUGUGGAUGCUGCCACGCGUGAGCUGUUCUGCAGCUCCUGGAUGCCCGUCCGCUUCGGGCGUCUGCGAGGAGAGAAGGUCUCUGUGUGGGAGCUGCUGACCUCCGAGUAUUUCAGCGAGGGGCGGCGCCGCGAGAUCUUCAACCACUACCGGCUGAAGAAGCUCAGCCUGGAGCAGAUCCGGGCCAUGCUGGAGGAGGAGAUGAAGAAGUGGGCCCCCAUCAAGUUCCCGGCCCUGAGGGGCAGCGUCAGCGCGUACCACCUGAUGGAGACGGGCAUCAUUGACAGGACCCUGCUGGAGGAGGUGCUGGAGGGGUCCGUCAGCCCCGAGGAAGUCCUGCGCAUGGACUCGGUCAGGAAGUACCUCUACGGCUCCGGCAGCAUCGGAGGCAUCGUGCUCCAGCCCUCAAACCAGAGGAUGAGCAUCUACGAGGCCAUGAAACAGAACAUCGUGGUACCCGGAGUGGCCCUACCGCUCCUGGAGGCGCAGGCUGCCACGGGCUUCAUCAUCGACCCCGUGAACAACCAGAAGCUCCGUGUGGACGAGGCCGUCAAGGAGGGCGUCAUCGGGCCGGAGGUGCACGAGAAGCUGCAGCAAGCAGAAGGGGCAGUGUCGGGCUACAAAGACCCCUUCACGGGCAGGAAGAUUCCCCUCUUCCAGGCCAUGAAGAAGGGUCUGAUUGCGGACAAGCAGGCCAUGCAGCUGAUGGAGGUGCAGAUGGCGACCGGAGGCAUCAUCGACCCCGCGUGUGGCCACCACGUCCCCAUCGAGGCCGCCCAGAAGCGCGGGUGCCUGGAUGAGGACACAAGCAGAGCCCUUUCCGAGCCCAGCGACAGCAACAGAGCCUUCUGCCUCCCAGACAGCAAGGAGAACGUGAGCUACGCCGAGCUCAUCCAGCGUUGCCAGAAGGACGAGGAGUCUGGCUUCCACCUGCUGCCUCUGCGGCAGACGGCCGCUCCUGCCUACACGGAUGAGCAAAUCCAACAGCUCUUCCAGGAAACCGUGGUGAAGGUCAACGUAGGGCGCUUCAAAGGGCAGACGGUGUCCGUCUGGGACCUCCUCAACUCUGAGUACAUCACAGACGGCCAAAGGAGAGAGCUGGUGCAGAAAUACAAAGACGAGAACGCCGAAGCACUGCGAGAAAUCGUAACGACUGUCACCACCAUUAUCGCAGAGACCGAGGCACAAGGCAGGAAGUUUGCCUUCAAAGGUCUGCGGAAAAAGGUGUCCGCCGGUGAUCUCUUCCGGUCCCAGCUGAUAGACAAAAAAACCCUCGAUGAGCUCAACCAGGGCAAGAAAACGGUCCAAGAAGUCACCAAAAUGGACUCUGUCCGCAUUUACCUGGAGGGCAGCAAUUUCAUAGCGGGGGUCCUCAUCCAGCCGAGCAACGAGAAGAUGAGCAUCUACCAGGCCAUGAGGAAGGGCAUCCUGAGGCCGGGCACGGCGCUGGUGCUGCUGGAGGCGCAGGCCGCCACCGGCUUCAUCAUCGACCCGGAGAAAAACAAGAAAUUCUCCGUGGAGGAGGCGCUGGAGGCCGGACUCGUCGGCGUGGAGGUUUAUGAAAAGCUGCUCUCUGCAGAAAGAGCUGUGACGGGCUACGUUGACCCCUACACAAAAGCACCCAUGUCCCUCUUCGAAGCCAUGAACCAAGGGCUGAUCGUGAAGAGCCACGGCGUGCGCCUGCUGGAGGCCCAGAUCGCCACCGGCGGCAUCAUCGACCCCGUGCACAGCCACCGCAUCCCCGUGGAGGUGGCCUACAGGCGCGGGUACUUCAACGAGGAGAUGAACCGCGUCCUGUCCGACCCCAGCGACGACACCAAGGGCUUCUUCGACCCCAACACGCACGAGAACCUCACCUACAUGCAGCUCCUGGAGAGGUGCGUUCAGGACGCAGAGACGGGGUUGUACAUGCUGCAGGUUGUGCAGGAAGGGGGGAAAUACUUCUACGUCGAUGAGCUGACGAGACAGGUUCUGCAGUCAAAGCCUCUUCAAGUGAGAGUUGGAAGAUUCAAGGGCCAAACGGUGUCCGUCUGGGACAUCCUCUACUCUCACUAUAUCUCGGAGCAGAAAAGGAAAGAACUAUUAAAGCAAUACAAAGGCAAGGCUCUUACUCUGGAAGACCUUGCAGCUCUCAUCCUCAAAGUAAUUGAGGAUACAGAGCAAAAAGGAGAAGCCCUCAAGGUUAAAGGACUGCGGGGCGAGGUGUCGGUGUCAGAGCUGUUCAACUCGGAGAUAAUUGACAAGGGGACUCUGGAGCAGCUGCAGGAUGGGAGCCUGACGCUUGACAGCCUCACCAAGCGGGACGCAGUCAGAAGGUACCUGGAUGGCACCGGGAGCAUCGCCGGCGUGCUCCUGCCAUCAAGGAAAGAGAGGAUGAGCAUCUACCAGGCAAUGGAGAAGGGGCUCCUCUCCGAGCAGUGUGCGCUGGGGCUGCUGGAGGCGCAGGCUGCCACCGGCUUCAUCAUCGACCCAGUAAAGAACCAGAAGCUCUCCGUGGACGAGGCCGUCUCCUCCGGGCUGGUGGGCAGCGAGCUGCACGAGAAGCUGCUGUCUGCAGAGAGAGCAGUGACAGGAUACACGGAUCCCCAGGUAGGCGCUAAGAUCUCCCUCUUCCAGGCCAUGAGGAGUAAGGUAGCAGCCAAGGAGCACGGCGUGCGCCUGCUGGAGGCCCAGAUGGCCACUGGUGGGAUCGUCGACCCCGUGCACAGCCACCGCCUGCCUGUGGAGGUGGCCUACCGGCGCGGCCACCUGGACGGGGACACGUUCCUCCUGCUUUCUGAUCCCGACCACGGCAGCAAAGGGUUUAUAGACCCAAACAUCCGCGGGAAAAGCAGCUACAGUCAGCUCCUGAAACGGUGCUCCAGAGACACAGACACAGGGCUGUACCUGCUGCCGCUCCUGGAGAAAGAGGAGGACUAUUUCUACAUCGACGAGCGUACAAAGAAAGCGCUGAUGGCAACAAGGGUGGAGGUGUCUGUCGGGAAAUACAAAGGCAGUGAAUUGUCGCUGUGGGAACUGCUGUGCUCCGAGUACAUCACAGAAGAGAAAAGAAGAGAACUCGUGAAAAAAUACAAAGAGGAAUCCCACCACAUCGUGCAGAGAAUCAUCGACGUAAUAUUAAACAUCAUCAGGGAGAAAGAGCAACACAGAAGCGACGUUUGGUUCCAAGGCAUCAGACAACAAAUCACAGCGUCAGAGCUUCUCAGCGCACAGAUAAUAACAGAGGAAACCAUGCGAAAACUCAAGGAAGGAAAAGAGACGGCAGAAGAAAUAGCAAAGAAGGAGGAUGUGAGACGAUACCUCGAGGGAACGGGCUGCAUCGCCGGCGUGCUGGUGCCCUCCAAGGCCGACCCCGCCAAGAUGGAGAAGAUGAGCAUCUACCAGGCCAUGUGGAAGGGCAUCCUGAGGCCGGGGACAGCACUCGUGCUGCUGGAGGCGCAGGCUGCCACCGGCUUCAUCGUCGACCCAGUAAAGAACCAGAAGCUCUCCGUGGACGAGGCCGUCUCCUCCGGGCUGGUGGGCAGCGAGCUGCAGAAGAAACUGGUCUGUGCCGAAAAGGCGGUCACGGGAUACAGCCACCCGUGCACGGGACAGAAGAUGUCCCUCUUCCAGGCCAUGCAGAAGGAGCUGAUCGUCAGGGAGCACGGCGUGCGCCUGCUGGAGGCCCAGAUCGCCACCGGCGGCAUCAUCGACCCCGUGCACAGCCACCGCCUGCCCGUCCAAGCCGCCUUCCAGCGCGGCUACUUUGACCACGAGAUGAGCCGCGUCCUGUCCGACCCCAGCGACGACACCAAGGGCUUCUUCGACCCCAACACGCACGAGAACCUCACCUACAUGCAGCUCCUGCGCCGCUGCGUGCCCGACCCGGACACGGGGCUGCUCAUGCUGCAGCUGAUGGACAAGGGCUCGGCGCUCUACCAGCUGAGCGAGGACGCCCGCAGAGCCCUGCAGACCGCCCGCACCAGCGUCAGCGCGGGGCUCUUCCAGGGCCAGAGCGUCACCCUCUGGGAGCUCCUCUUCUCUCGCUACGUCCCCGACCGCCGGCGCCAGGACCUCCUGCGCGACUACAAGGCGGGCACGCUGAGCAUCUCCGACAUGACCGCCCUUCUCAGCGCCGCCGUCACCGGGGCCGCGGGACGGGGCCGUGCCGCCUCCGGCCAGGAGGUCCUGCCUCCAGCCCACAACGGCGAUGGCAGCAGCUCCCAGCAGGACGGCGAGCGCCACAAGGACACGGACGCAGACACGGAGCUGGAGCUGGAGCUGGAGCUGGAGCUGGAGCAGGCCCUGUCGUCGCGCAGCGUCGAGGUGUCGGGCGGCGACUUCCACGGCAGGAAGGUGUCCCUGUGGGAGCUCCUCUUCUCCAAGUACGUCUCCGAGGCCAAGAGGCGCGAGCUGCUGGGGAAGGCCCGCGCCGGCAGCCUGACGCUGGAGCAGCUGGCCGGGCUGCUCGCCCUCCUGGUCCAGGAGGCGGUGGAGCGGAGCAGCACGGUGACGUUCCGCGGCCUCAGGCGGCAGGUGAGCGCCUCGGACCUGCUGGACUCGGGCAUCAUCGACAAGGACACGCUGGCCGACCUGGUCCAGGGCUCCAAGACGGUGGAGCAGGUGACGCAGAUGGCCUCCGUCAAGCGCUACCUGGACGGCACGGGCUGCAUCGCCGGCGUGCUGGUGCCCUCCAAGGCCGACCCCGCCAAGACGGACAAGAUGAGCAUCUACCAGGCCAUGUGCAAGGGCAUCCUGAGGCAGGGCACGGCCCUGGUGCUGCUGGAGGCGCAGGCUGCCACCGGCUUCCUCGUCGACCCAGUAAAGAACCAGAAGCUCUCCGUGGACGAGGCCGUCUCCUCCGGGCUGGUGGGCAGCGAGCUGCACGAGAAGCUGCUGUCGGCCGAGAGGGCCGUCACGGGCUACACCGACCCCUACAGCGGCGCCCAGAUCUCCCUCUUCCAGGCCAUGCAGAAGGGGCUGAUCGUCAGGGAGCACGGCGUGCGCCUGCUGGAGGCCCAGAUCGCCACCGGCGGCAUCAUCGACCCCGUGCACAGCCACCGCCUGCCCGUCCAAGCCGCCUUCCAGCGCGGCUACUUUGACCACGAGAUGAGCCGCGUCCUGUCCGACCCCAGCGACGACACCAAGGGCUUCUUCGACCCCAACACGCACGAGAACCUCACCUACAUGCAGCUCCUGCGCCGCUGCGUGCCCGACCCGGACACGGGGCUGUAUUUCCUUAAGAUUUUUGCUAAGUAAUUAUAAUUAUUGUCUUUUUUUUUCUCUGUUAUUUCCUUGGUGAACAAUUUUCAGUCUGUUCCGACUUGUUUUGCCUCUCGCACUUUUGCCUCCCUUUCUUUUCUCACCGACUUGCCUUGUUUUUCUUAUUCUCCUUCGAGCACUUUCAUUAUUUCCUUCUUCGCUUUCAUUUUGUCACCGUACUCACGCAUGAAAUAUGGUUUUGAAGUGACUCAGUGAUGCAUUACGUUAUAGCGUCUAAUCCUGUUUCUUUUAUUACCUUCCUGGAAUUCAUGAAUCAGCCCAGCUUAUCUCCGCUCAUUUAUGUGCAAUAUAUUGUAUGCUUUCUUCUUAUAUGGACAAAAUCUCCUGCAGUAUUCGCUGACGUGAGAACGGAAUUUCUGUUUCCCUUCUCAUGCAUGUUCUUUACGCACUGAACAUGUUUGCACCGAUCUCCACGGCACUGACACGGUUUUAGGCUCGCACAUCCAAAGCUUACAUGCAGGCACAGCACCCUGCUUACACUGGCUGCUCCUGGAGGGCUUGCUGAGCUUGCUCUCACUGCCCCAGCCUGCUUCCCCAGGGGUCCCUGGGCCGCUUGCUCUCAGCCGAGUGCUGGUUGGUCUCUCACUGCUUCGUGCGCUGCAGUCACUCGGUACUUACUCUCAUAGCAUCCCCCUCCCCGAGGGUGCUUCCCCUCCCUCCAGUUCUCUUGUUCUAUAGAGAGCCCCCAUAGAGUUUUUCCAUGAGAUCCUCACGGGUGAUGGGACACAGCAGCGGGUGCCGUGCCGGACUGCUGGCCGGGGCUGUGCUGGGAGCAGCGAGCAGCAGGGAGCUGCAGGAGGGAGCCGUGCCCCCGCUGCUUC